GUGAAGAGCACCUGGGUUCCGGCUGCUCGGAGGCGUGAGCGGAGGGGGGCGGUGGUCGGUGAUAGUGUUGACGAUGGUGGGUCUUCUGGGUCGUCCUCUUGUGGAGCAAAAAGAGCGAGACUUGACAUGCCUACGCGAUCUAAUGUGGAAGGCCGCUUUCAUCACCAGGAGCCAAGUUUCAAAGAGUCAUUGCCCGGUCAAGUUCGAGCUCCGGCGGUUUUCCGGUGCAUCAGAGUAACAGCCAUUACCGACGGUGAAGCAGAGGUGGCUUACCAGGCUACAGUGAAUGUCAGUGGACAUGUGUUCAAAGGGUUUCUCUAUGAUCAUGGAAUUGAUGAGAAAAAUAUUUUUCCUUGCAUUUCAAAAACGCAGUUGGAAAGCAGCAGCGGGAGGGACAAGUUUUCUUCUUCCCCUGUUGUCCACCCUCCAGAAACCAUUGGAGACCCUGAAAACUGAAGAUUUUGCUUUGAAGGUACUAGUACAACCUUUUCCAGGGUUUCAUUAUUGUCUAUUACUCCUAUGAUCUGAGAAUUUGGGAUGUCGUUACGCAUUGUGGUCUAUCUGAAAAUUAUUCAUCUUUAAUUUACAAUGAUUUACAUUGAGGAUAAACAACUAAAAGUCAGUUUCAUAUUCAUCUCCUUCUGUACGAACAAUCGUUCCAUGCCAAACCCAGAUACUCUGACCUUCUGGGCCAGAAAAAAGAAUAAAUUCAAAAUCAAGUU
This is a messenger RNA of Rubroshorea leprosula, 722 nucleotides long. The record is from the annotation of a GenBank genome assembly. NCBI's taxonomy places the organism in Eukaryota, Viridiplantae, Streptophyta, Magnoliopsida, Malvales, Dipterocarpaceae.